This is a messenger RNA of Thlaspi arvense, 876 nucleotides long. Lineage: Eukaryota; Viridiplantae; Streptophyta; Magnoliopsida; Brassicales; Brassicaceae. The record is from the annotation of a GenBank genome assembly.
AUGACGACUAAUCAUUCCGAUUCUGAUCCCAAUUCUCACCUUCCACUUCCUCCUACUUCUAAUGCUAUCAUCCCUACCUUCCCUAAUCGAAAUCUCCAACUUGCUUUAUCUCCAAGUUACGAUCAGAGCUCUAGAAAGAAACGCACCAAAACCGUUGCUUCAUCCUCUAGCUCUUCCCCAAAAUCCACACCAAAACCAAAAUACCCCAAAAGACCGGACCCAAAUGCCCCCAAAAUCACACGUCCGUGUACCGAAUGUGGCAAACAGUUUUGGUCUUGGAAAGCUCUUUUUGGUCACAUGAGAUGUCAUCCUGAGCGUCAAUGGCGUGGCAUCAAUCCUCCUCCUAACCACCGUGGCCCCACUGCGGCUUCAUCAUCAAAACAACCAAACCAGGGAUCACAAAACUGGGUCUCAUUUAUGUCUGAAGAAGACCAUGAAGUCGCGUCUUAUCUUUUAAUGCUGUCCGAAGCCAUACCACCAUCAUCAAGCAGUGGUGAACGGUUCGAGUGUGGAGGUUGCAAGAAAGUGUUUGGAUCACAUCAGGCUUUAGGAGGACACAGAGCGAGUCACAAGAACGUUAAAGGAUGUUUCGCAAUCAAAAACGUAACUGACGAUCCUAUGACGGUUGCUUCUACAUCUAGUGAUCAAGAUCAUCAGGGUAAGACCGUUACGUUUUCGGGACAUCAUAAGUGUAAUAUCUGUUCUAGAGUGUUCUCGAGUGGUCAGGCUUUAGGAGGUCACAUGAGAUGUCAUUGGGAGAGAGAAGAGGAGACGAUCAUCGGUGGUGCGUUGGAUCUGAAGGUGCCUGCAACAGCACACGAUCCUUCUACUUCGGACACAUCAGGGUGUUCAUUAGAUCUUAGGUUACGACUUUAA